AUGUGGGAUAUCAAAUUUAUAAAUCAUCAUUUACAAUUAGAUAAGUCUAGCUAUCAAGUAGAUACAAGUUCAACAAAUUCCAAGGAUAUAAUUGCAUGUGAAUUGAAAUUGUUGAUAUCUGAAAAUGCACAAAUUGUAUACUUAAUGCAGGAGGCACACCAUAUGGACGAUUACAAUAAAGAGCGAAGAAAAGAGGCAUCUGUAGAUGAUUAUUUUAUAUUCAUAAUAACAAAAGACUGUAGUAGUAUCAAAAUUUUAAAUAAUUCUGGAAUUGUUGACAAGAAUAACUGGAAUGAUUAUUUCGGCUUUUUUUCUGUUAGGGCUUACAUGUAUGCUGAAGAUGUUCUGGAUCUCAAUCCUGCAAGUCGCGUACAAUUACAGAUCAUAGAUCAAAUCGGUGAAAGAAAAGCGAAUAUGAUUUUAGAAGAGAGGAAUAAAAGAAAAUUCAAGGAUUUAUCUGAUGCAGAAAAGAGGCUCCCAAGCAUAAAGAAACAAUUAACACAUUUUAAAGUCAGUUCCUUGGUAAUGUAA
Funneliformis caledonium is the source of this 531-nucleotide messenger RNA. NCBI's taxonomy places the organism in Eukaryota, Fungi, Glomeromycota, Glomeromycetes, Glomerales, Glomeraceae. The record is from the annotation of a GenBank genome assembly.